This is a messenger RNA of Phytophthora sojae, 9033 nucleotides long. RefSeq lists its product as hypothetical. NCBI's taxonomy places the organism in Eukaryota, Oomycota, Peronosporomycetes, Peronosporales, Peronosporaceae. Bases 1 to 9033 code for a protein of 3010 amino acids. The transcript has a single exon. The record is from RefSeq and is a predicted model, not a curated record.
AUGGACCGGUCUUCGUCGUGGACCAACGCCGGCCGCAACGCCGACUACGUUCCUCCCAGCCGCGUGGCGAGGAUGGCCGUCCCGAGCCCCCGCCCCCCACCAGCUAGUACAGCCGAAGCCGUCGCCACCGCUCGACGUUCCGAAUACGGCGCUGGAGGGAGUAUUCUACCCGUUCUACCGUCGGCCAGCCCCAACGCGUCCAAACGCAGCAGCUGGACGACACCUCGCUCCCCCCCGGGGUCAGGAGACUCGACGGCAGCAGACGACGACUUCCACGCUUCCAGCUCGGAGACUUACGCGCCUCCUCCUCGACGUGCCGAGCUUGCGGCUGCAAGACGCGCGGAACCUGUUCGCCAGCGCUCGAUAUCCGACGGACUGUUCGCGUCCGAGACGGAGCAGGCGCAGCUCGCGUACAUGGAGCAAAUGUACGGCACCAUCAACCUGCUGAACGCCGAGCUGGAGACCGAGAGAAGACACCGCGCGGCUCUCGAGACGGCGCAUGCAACAGCGCGACCGUCGACGUACGCGGCCAAGCCAACGGACUAUUUGAGCUUCGAGGAGGACGUGCAGAUCCCCAUGACCGAGUUCGACGAGCCCCCGACGGGCUACGUAGUGAGCCAAACGCCCGUGGCACCGUCCUAUUCCCCUCGAAAGCUCCGCACGAUGCCGUCCCCUCCGUCACACCCGCCACAGAGUCAGCACCGCGUGGCUCGACCGCCAGUUUCUCCCAGAUCGACCACCAAGGAGCAGGGCGAGGAACUGUGCGCAACGCUGGGCAAGAACGCGGAGCUGCGCAUCCGGUCGCGAGACAUGGAGCGCACGGUGGAGAAGACGGAGCUCGAGCUCGAGCUGGCGCGCAAGCAGAUCAAGAUGGCCGAGCGACGCGCGGAGAACCGGGAGGAGAAGCUGCGCGCGCUGCUCAAGGAGAAACUCAACUGGCAGAAGGAGCUCAAGGCCACGCGCGCGCAGGUCGUGGAGGAGAAGAUGCGGCAGGUCGACCUCUUCCGGGAGGUGGAGGCGGCCAAGCGCCACUUCACAGCCGAGUUGGAAGCCGUCGAGCAGGAACUGAGGUCCGCCCAAGAGGAGAACACCCAACUGCGCACUCACGCAGCGGAGAUGAAGGCGCAGAUCAACUUCCAGACGCGCAAGAUGGAGGAGAUGGCUCGGCAGGCGCAGGACGAGAAGGCUCGGUUUGUCGCCAUGAUCGAGGACACGAGACAUCGCUUCCGCGAGUGGAAGGAAGGAGAAGCGGAAGCUCGUCAAGCAGCUCACGAUCAAGUCGUGCGGAACCUCAAGACCGAGUACGACCUCAAGAUCGAGCGGCAUCAGGACGAGAAGCAGAAGUUGCGCGACAAGGUGAACGACUUGGAGGUGUCCAUGCGGUUGUUGCAGAAGGACCGGGCGCUGUCCCCGCUCGAGCUAAGCUUGAGGAAGGCCACGAUACUGGGCAGUAAGGAGAACACGGGCGCUGUUGCAGCCGAGCACAUCGAGACGCAGUCGAGGAUUCUCGAGCUUGAGAACCUGCUCGCCCACUCGCAAGAGUACCAGGCUCGACAGGAGAGCAUCAUCAAGCUCUCCGAAGCUACGAUUUCCCGCCUCAUGCAGGAGCGAGAGGUGACGGCGCUGGAGAACUUGAGUUUGCAUCCGUUCGGCGUGGAGCCCCAGCCGAGAGGGGAGGAUUUGUCAUACGAAACUCACGUGGCAGGUUACAUGACAGCCCCGUCAAGUCCCGCUCGACCGCCUGGAACGCCUCCACGAGGCCACCAACUGCCCGUCAGGAGCAAUGAACCGCCCGUUGUACGUUCACCUAAGUCCAGAGCUCACACCCCAAGGCGUGCAGACCUGGAAGCGAGUAUCGCCCAGGCAGCAGAGCUGGAGAGUGCGACAAACCAGUCGGUCAAUGUCGAGAUCGCAGCGCCGAGUUCGAGAGAGCAGAGCUUGAUGGAGGAACUGGAACAACUACGCAAAGCUUUAGCUGAAGCCCAAGUGAAGGCCGAGGCGACAGCGGUCUCAGAUAACAAGCAGGUGGAUACCAGUGAGGUGGACAUUCAGGCGAGCGGUACUCUAUCGGAGACGGUGGAGACUCCUGUUGCGCAGGAUAACGGGAAGGCUGAAGAGAGCGUGGGGACGAUGAAUGAAGAAAUGACUGAGAUCAAGGCGGAGGACACGCCGGAGGCUAAAGACGAGAAGCACGCAAGUGAUACUGCGACAAAGGUGCCUUGUGAAUCGCCUCUUCCAACAGAAACAGAUCCGUGCCAGGAUGCCGACGACGACGAAGAAGGGCGUUCUGACAACGCUGUGAGUGAUGUUGCGUCUGCAGACGAAAUUCCUGCGCCCAGUGCCACCGCUGGGGACGUCGAGGAUUCGAGGGAGACCGCAGUAAACGAACCGGGAUCGUGUGAAGCUGUGAGUGGUGAAACUCCGAUCGAAGAUGAUGUCAUAGCGGCGACUGAGGAGGGAACAGCCGAUCCAAGCGUGAAGGAAGAAGUGGACAUUGGAUCUAAAGAUGAACCAAUUGAUAACAUUCACGCACAAGAAGAAGAAGAUCAACAGCUACCGUGCCCAGAAGCCAGUCUCAACGAGAGCAACAGUGAUGCAGAUAACGUUGUGGUCGUGGAAGACGUGUUUUCUGACUCGGAGACGGGCAACGAUGCCGUCAUUGUUGACCACGAAAAUCACCCAGCACCUGACGAAAUUCCAAGCGAUGCUGAAGAUUUAAAGGAAGUCGACUCAUCUUUGCAGCUCGGCAGUGCAGCUCCUGCUGAUGAGAGUGCUGGCUCGAAUAUUGGGGAUCAUGAUGAGUCUCCAAAGAAUACUGAUGGCCAAGAUGAUGCUAUCGAUGCUACUGCAGAAACCGUGAGCGAUGAUAAUGCAGAGCAGGAAGCCACCACUGGAGAAUUGGCUGAAAUUGAUACCCUCGAUGGUCCAUUUACUUGCGAAGCACCGCAAACCGAAGUGGAAGUCGUUACUGUGGACAAACAUGAAGCAGGCGAUGGUGAUCCCAGUGAACUAGAGGAAAGCGAUGCCGAUGUACCAGCGUACGCUUCGGAUAUUGGCGGAGGUAACGCGACUGUAGCCGAUGCCAUCGAGGAUAUCCCUGACGACGUGAACCUACCUCGCAGUCAGGUGCCUAAAGAGGAUCCUUCCAUUGUAAUUGACGCUGGCAAUGACGGUGGUGAUGCCAAUGGUGUAGCAGCAAAACAGUUCGAUUUGGGGACAAUCACUGACGUUCCGGGGCAAGGAGAACUAAGCGGUGUUCAACCAUCUCUUGCUGAUGAGCGUCACGCCGAUCCACAGGGUUUCGACAGCUCUGAAGUGCCAAUACCGGUUGCUGUCGACUUUGAUCCCUCGAUCGCUGAUGAUGUACGAGUGCUGAAUGAAUUCGAGCAAUCCGACGCUGAGACAGAGGAAGUAAACACCUCCUCGAAUGCUGUUGAAAGUGACAUUUCGAUACCCUCUCCUGCAGAGAAUGAACCAGGGGUGAUCGUUGAGAACAGUGAGCAGGAAGUGGUUGAGCCUAGCAAGGAACUAUCAGCUCGUGAAGAUGAGGCUCCGUCAGAACCAGUGGAGGCUCUCGUCGAGAAUGCGAUUGAGGAAAAUGGCACGCAGGUGGCUUGCGAAGAAGCAAAACCUACCUCGUCAGACGUUGUGGAACGUGAAUUGACCGAGAUUGUAACAGGAUCGGUGGAGCUUCCAGACGAGAGCAACGCUGUUGAGGAAGUCGCCGUCUUGGACGAUGCACAGGAAGCGGCAAUUGAGCCAAAUGAAUACGUAUCAAUCCCGUCAGACGCUCUUGAAAGCGAUCCCGUGGAGGUUGAGGCGGGAUCAGUAGAGAUUUCUGCAGAGACUGCCAUCACGGAGGAUGACAUUGUGGAGAGUGACACGAAUGCCACGGUUGACUCGUGUGAAGGCGCACCAACUACCUCGCCAAACGAAGUUGAAACUGCGCCAGUAGAAUGUCCGACGGAGUCGACCGAGUGUCCAGCUGAGAGUGACACCGUCGAGACUGACGGUGUGGAUGAUAGUACGCAGAUAGCAGGUGAGGUGUGCGCAGAAGCACCAGAUGUGUCGCCAGUCGUUGCGGAACAUGAGCCCGUCGAUGUGUCGAAUGAGUUAAUGGAGUCUACGGCUGAAAUUGGCGCCGUCGAGGACGACAUCGUGGAGAACGACACGCAAUUGGCGGUCGAACCUUGCGAUGAGGCACCAAUCUUCCCGUCAGAUGUUGUUCAAAGUGAGUUCGUCGAGAUUCCGACCGAGUUAGUGGAGUUUACUACCGAGACAGUCGAGGCUAGCACCGUCGAGGUUGAUGACGUGGAAGAUACCGCACAAUCAGAGGUCAAGCAGUGUGUAGAUGCCUUACUCGAAACAUUGAGUGAGACAUCGGCGUUGGAGGCUGCACCAGAGGAUGUCGAAGAGUGCACUGAGGAGAAACAAGUCUUGGCUGACUCCCUAGAGAACGUGGAUAAUGCCGACAAUGACGCUAAAGGAAUGGAGGAAGACGAUGAAGAAGCUAGUCCUGCCGAGAACACCGCAUUUACUGAUGCUGAUGCGCUUGUAUGCGAAGGCGGGGAUAGUGCUGAGCUAUCUGCCGAGUCGUCUGCUACCUGUGAAGUUGACGAUACAAAUGAGGUAGCAUCCGCAGAAGAAGUACCGAGCGAAACGCGUGACGAGGUUGAAGCAAAGGACACGGAUGGUCUGCCGGAGUUGCCACCGGUGUCUUCAUCAAUAGAGACGCCAAAAGCUUGUGUGGCCAAAGCGGUCGUUGAGCUGGUUGAGCGCACGGCACUUGCGUUUGUAGCCUCGCUUCACGAGGCAAGUCACUCGGUUCUCGAUGCUCUGGCUGAUAGUGCAGAAGAAGUGUCUCCCCCUGCGGCGGCUGUCGUGUCUGAAGACGACGGUGUUGAACUGGACCCCAUUGACGUAUUGCCAGAAUCUGAAGUCCCUAUCAUCGCGGUUGAUAUCGGUAACGAUGCUGUCUGCGAGGCACUCGUAGUGUCUGCAAGUGAAGGCGAUGCUCCUGUCGAUGUUGCAGUUCUAGAAAUCGCAGGUGGUGAAUGUAGCGAAGUGAAUGUUGCAGCAGCAGAGGAGCUUCUCGCUCAAAGCGAUGACCAACCCGAGCUCUCAAUUAGCCAAGAAAUUGAAACUUCAACUCCACCCGAGAACCCUGACGCAGAAACGGAAUCCGCGGUGGCGCUUACGACGAAAGAUUUUGCUGAUAAUUUCGUUAGGGACGUGCUGGAGAUGUUCGCGACGCCAGCCUCCAUCAAUGAAAACCAGGAGAGUGACGAAGCAGUUACAACACCCGAUGAGGAGGCUGCCACUGUCGACUUAGCGACCCUCUCCACUGAAUCUCCUGCCCAGAACGUGGCGGUGGGAACUGGUGCAUUCGAUACUGCCGCUGAUGUGACGGAUGAAGUUGACGCUGAGCCUAGCCUGGCGCCUACGAAUGCUGAUGACGGUACCAGUUCAACUCAAUGCGAAGUCUUGGAUCUUGAUGAAGUCGUGGAUUUGUCCGGUUCGAAUCCAGUACCAGACGACGAUGCUCAGCAGACGGAACUAGUAACACUAGCUGACGACGAAUCGGUUUCCGCAGCUGAGCGGUUUGAUGACACGGAUCAAGAUCGAGCUCCUGUCCAGGAUUCAGUUGCCGAGUCUGUAUCUGCCGUUGACGCGUUGGCGGUGGCUCAGGAAUUUGUAGCGGACGUCGAAACCAGAGCGCUGUCUACAAUUGUGUCGUGGCUGCAAAAGGAAAGCGGCUCGGAAAGCGCAAGAGGAGGCGAAUACUGGGACAACGAAGAGCUUGAAUCGAAUUCUACGCGUAGUAUCAUCGACAGCUGGAAUAUGUCGGAAGAACAGAACGAAGUAAAUGUAACUACAAGCGAGUCUGAAGUGCCGAUGGAGCUCUCGAGCGAGGCUGAACCCACAAACGCGCCGGUGGAGGACGCCGAUGUCAUUGAAGAGGUCGCUAGACUCCUUGUACGCGAAGUUGCUGAGGAAUCUGAGCUAUUGGCUGCUAGUGAACCUCACGAUGCAGUGGAAAACGUGACGUCUCGAACGGACAUCGCGGGCAUGGAAGCAUACGAGGGGCUAACUGAGACUGACUCAAAGUCUGAAAGGAGAGAGGUUAACGAGCCUGGGGCUGAGGUGGCCGACGUCGCUGAACUGACCGCGAUGGAGUUUUCAACGCAAGAAAUUGUGGCAGAUGUCGCCUUCGUCUUUGCAUCUCAAGCCAUAACCGAAGCGCUCAAUCGACUAUCGCAACCUUCCCCUCUUGGCGAGGAGGAAGAGCAAGAUAAUCAAGACGUGAACGAGACUUCGAAUAAUGAGCAGAAUGACGCGCUGGACGAAGAUGAAGCUGGCGUUGUAAAUGGGGAUGAAGGAGACGAUAAUGCAUGUAAUGUAGACGAGGCUCGCGAUAUCCAAGUCGGAAUUGGUUCUGUUGAGGAUGCCCGUGUGGGUUCAAGCGAGGAAGUCACUGAGUUGCCUGAAAACCCCAUUGAGCAAGUGGUUGACGAGAUCAACAACGCACAUUAUGAUGAAGCUUCACCGCCUGUAGCGCCAAGUGAGAGCCCCGUCGUGCUAAACGCUGAUGUCAGCGAGUUGAUAGAGUCCAUGGUCGUUAUCCUCGCCGAAAGCGAAGGCGACGUGUCGUCAGAAAGGCGAAGUGAACUUGUAACUUCGCCCCUGCCUGUAGAAACAGAUCUGCGUGUGGAGAUCGACGGCGGCAGUGUGCCACCAGACGACCUUGUGUGCACCAAUGGUCCACUACCCGUUGUAGAAGUCGAAAUCGCAGUGGAAGAAGUACCGAGUGUGAAUGAUGCUGAGGAGCUACCGAUCGAAGGUGGAGACAAUGUGACGGAGUUGGUACUCGCGGAAAUGAUUGACAAGGUCACGAAGGACCAAAACUCCAGCUUCGUCGAGACCAGCGAUGCUAUACGGGAUCCCCCUGGUAGCCCCCUUGACAGUGACGACAUGGACGCUAAUAGCUCACUCGAAGAUUCCUGUAUAGUUGAUAAGCCUGGCGAAAUCUCUGAUGCUGUGGAUGAGGGGGUAACAAUUACCACCCUCGACCCAGGGGUAGAGAGCCAAGACGACACUCAAACGCUCUGUGUUGACGAGUCCCUGGCCGCAAUAGAAAGUGAAAUUGACGCGCCCCAGGAGAUCCUUCCGUCUUCGGAUGACGCCCAGCUGAUGGAUUGCGAUACUCCUGAGCCCACCGAGUUGGUUCUAGACGUGGAGGAAAAUGUACCCAGCACUGGUAUUGGCGUACUGGAGCAGAGUAAUGUUGAAGAUAAUGGCGAUCAAGUCGCUAGCGCACUCGAGAGUGAUGACAUGGACGUCAUUGAUGCAAUUCUGGGGGAUAUCGUCACUGCCAUUGAGAGCUACCACCAAGUUGAUGAUCCCGUAGAUGACCUCUCCGUCCUUGUCGAACCAUGCUCGGGUGAGCCUAACAUUUCUAUUCCACCAUCAGAAUCCACAGAGUUACUACCGGCAGGAGCGAUCGACGAACUAGCAGAGGCGGUUGUGGAAGCAGCAGAUGAAGCGUUGACGCCCGAAGCUCACGCUGAUCAAGUAGUGGAAGACGUCUCUCAGUCUGAUUCGAUUGAGACCGAAGCAGAUUCAUCGCAACUGUUUGUUGAAACCGAGGAUGUCGCUGUUGCUCAAGCCGUAGGAGACCUCGUGGAUGCAGUCGCAGAUUGCUCCAACGCCACGCCAACGGUAGACUCCGUCGACGAACCUGACUUCGAUGGAGAAGAUAUCAAGACACAGUGCAGAGAGGACGAGGCUUCGACUGAGCAGGAUACUGCAUCCCAGGACACUUUUGAGUCGGUUGCUGACAGCUCCUACGACCUCGCAGUGCAGUCUGGAGAAAGGCGAGUACUCUCUGAUCUGUGCACGUCCGUGGAACGGAGAUAUGCACCAAGACACGGCGGUCGUGCCCGAUCGGUUCACUUUGCGGGCGGCACAAAGGACGAGAGCUUUGACCGUCAGAAGCACAUGCGGCGCUCCGUGUUACUAUGGGAGGCGCCAGUCGAUUCUGCGAGUACGAAGGAGUCCGUGGAGAGCGCUGCCAAGCGGAGAGCGAGUAAACGGCGGGUAUCACGGCGUACACUCGCGGAUCUGCUCGCAUUUCCCACCGAGUUGGCUCGCUUUACCUCGAGCGACACGACACUUCUGGCGUACGAUGCUCGGCUCGAGCAAGGUCCGAUCUUCUCACUGCUGGACCAGAGUAUCCUCACCAUCAACCCCGACGGCCGCCACAUUCACCUGGACGACCAAGACGAGCGACUGGGCAGUAGCAAGAUGAUCGGCAAGAGACGAACGUUGACGCAGGAGCUGCACUCGAAGAACCUGGCGCGGCGCCAGAUCCCGCGGUUCAACUACAUGCCCAUGAGCAUCAAGUUCCAGUGGUCGGACUUCGUCGUCGCGACGCCCGUGCGUCCCAGCAACAUCAGCUUUGGCGAAGGCCACAACGCCAAGUCUCCCCCAAUCGAGCCCAUGCGCCUCCUCCAGAAGAAAGGGGCCAAACUGCCGUGUGGCAGCUACGUCAUCGUCUCGGCCUUCAUUCGGCCGCUCGAAGACGGCAACGAGAACCUGCGGGUGCAGAUUUACGACGCCGAGCGCGUGGAGGAGUUCCAGUUCGACUUCUCGGAGGAUAUCACGAAGAAAUACCACCUCGAGUCCACGGGUAUGGAGGCGCAGUCGCUCGAGUUCCUCGGUCACCUGGAAUUCCGACGCGAUGAGGACACGAUCAUCAUCAAACUGCCCGAGAAGAAGGCUGCAGAGGGGAGCAAGGCGGAUCCCGAUCGACUUCAAAGUGAGCGCACGAUGGUCGGCGCGGGGGAUCCCCGGAAGAAGGAGCUGCCGUCGAAACAGAGCCGGAUGAACGCGUACCGCCAGAAACGCCCUGCGUCUUCGCCUGCAGUGACGAGCUGUCAAGACUCGAGCGAAUCCUCGGCCGAACAGAUCUCGGACGAAAAUGCGGACGGAAGUGAGGCAGGAGAUCUACAGGAUCCAGAGGCCUCGAGUUGA